UUUGGAACGACCUAAGUGCCCCUCUAAAAUCUCUCCGCCAGGCCGACUCGUAAAACGAGCUCGCAAGGUUCCAUUCUUUCAAGCUCGGGAAUCCGCUUCGUUUGUCCCAAUUGUUCAUCGCCUUCUUCUGCGGCGGGCGAUGGCGCAACCGGUGGCUACGCAGGCUACGCCUGCUACGACGGCGAGGCCGCGGCCGCAGCAGCAGCAGCAAGGGUUUGGCCAGACGGUGACCGGAAUAAUCCGGAUGGCGGUCAUGUGUUACUUCGCCAUGAAAUUCUUCUCCCCGAAGAAACCCGCUGACCCCUCGCAACUCAUGUCCAACCUCUUUCAGAAGGGAGAGCCACUGGAUAUGUGGCUGUAUCUUUCUGACCAACAAAUAUUCAACGAUUUCGGAAAUGAUGGUGCCCUAUUGUGGCAUGAAUCAAAUAUCCCAUAUGCUGUGUGGGGACAAGCAAGUAGUAGAUCACUUUCUCUGCAGUAUACUCCAUCUGAGGCACUAAAGCAUAAUGGGAGCCUUUAUGCUCAUGUUUUCUUUGCUCGCUCGGGGUACUCCCCAGAUCCUAAUGAUUCUGAAUAUCAACCACAAUCUUCUUUCUCGAGGACCCAUCCUGUUGUGGUGUAUCAUCCCAAGCCUAAGUCAGGCAAAAGAAGAAACCUACUUAACUCAAAGGAAUCUGAAGAGGAAAUAUUGAACCUAGAAGUCAAGGAUGAUGUCCAGCCUGAUUCCAAAGAUGAGGACAGUGUUGAAUGGAUUUCUUACUGGAAACCAAAUAUUACAAUUAAUCUUGUUGACGACUUCAAUCGAUACUCUUAUAAUGCUGUUCCACCAAAUAUUGCUGGACAUUUGAACAUUGAUCCUACAACGAAGAAUUAUUUUCCAAUAAUCUACUUCAAUGAGUUCUGGCUUCUGAGAGAUAAACUCAUAUCCCUCAAUGAUACUGUGAAAGAAUUACCUCUUAACCUAGAAGUAGGACCAAUCAGCUUAACAAAGUGGCAGUUCUUCUUACAGAUUGAACAGUCAUUCCAGAUUCACCGGAGUUACGGAAGUAUGGUUGAAGGGGAGGCUGAUCAACUUAAGAGGGUCUUCUUGGAAGGAAACCCGUAUCUCCUGGUGGUUACAAUGGUUGUAUCUGUGAUGCAUUCACUAUUUGAUUUUCUUGCGUUCAAAAAUGAUAUUCAGUUUUGGAAUAAAAACAAGUCUAUGGAAGGAUUGUCUGCAAAGUCCGUUGUUGUGAGCUUUAUCAGUCAGCUGAUUGUUUUCCUUUACCUUUUCGACAACGAUACCUCAUGGAUGAUCCUUGCUAGCUCUGGCAUCGGUUGCUGCAUUGAAUUUUGGAAAAUUGGAAAGGCUAUGCACAUUGAGAUUGACAGGAGUGGGAUGAUUCCAAUGUUGCGAUUCCGUGACCGUGAAUCAUAUUCGAGUAACAAAACCAAGGAAUAUGAUGAUAUUGCUAUGAAAUACCUUUCCUAUGUUCUUUUCUUCCUUGCCGCUUGUUUUUCUGUGUACUCACUCAUGUAUGAGCAGCACAAGAGUUGGUAUUCCUGGAUACUUUCCUCCCUCACCAGCUGUGUGUACAUGUUUGGUUUUAUCAUGAUGUGUCCUCAACUUUUUAUAAACUACAAAAUGAAAUCUGUUGCUCAUCUUCCUUGGAGGCAAAUGACAUACAAAUUCCUCAACACAAUCAUUGAUGAUCUUUUUGCAUUCGUCAUAAAAAUGCCUACACUGCACCGCCUUUCAGUGUUCCGUGAUGAUGUGAUUUUCUUGAUAUAUCUGUACCAAAGAUGGAUAUAUCCUGUAGACAAGUCGCGAGUGAACGAGUUCGGGUUUGGUGGCGAAGAUAAAUCAGUUGCCAAUGGCUCGGCUAUUGAAGCAGAUGAGAACAGCAAGAAGACCAACUGAGUAGUUGACUCUUCUCUUUUUUUUUUUGGGUUCCAACAGAUUUGAAAUUGUGACCUGUAAUAUUUAAAUAUUUAUAUUGCUUUUAUUUUGUGCGAAUUACUAGCCGUUGUGGUGAAGGUCUUUCUUUAAUUUCUACCUUUUUCUUUGCUGUA
Phalaenopsis equestris is the source of this 2052-nucleotide messenger RNA. Its product is annotated as cleft lip and palate transmembrane protein 1 homolog. Gene Ontology annotation, cellular component: endomembrane system; membrane. Lineage: Eukaryota; Viridiplantae; Streptophyta; Magnoliopsida; Asparagales; Orchidaceae. The coding region runs from base 140 to 1900 and encodes 586 amino acids. The transcript has 12 exons. The record is from RefSeq and is a predicted model, not a curated record.